AUGGCUUCGCCCAUUUUGGACAGGAAGCUUCCGGUGGAAAGCUACACGGAUUUCCAGCACCCCCAAUCUACCAAGCAAUCGACCUCCAUGGGCUGCUGUUCGCCUGCGGCCUUUUCCCCUUUGCCGUCUAGCUUUGAGAAGGGGCAACAGCAUCACCAACCUGAUACAUGCUCGUUUACUCCGGCGGUUUGCGCUCUCCCACAGCAGCAACGACAUCAAGAACUUCAAUGCUCACAAGGGGGCCAGGUGCUAUCGCCACCAGCUUGCUGCAUUGAAUCUUGUGCAUAUAUGAGCCCGUACUCGCCGUAUCAGCCAAGAAGCCACAGCAUCUGGCCAUCGCCCCCUCUGAGACCGGGAGAUAUCCAAUAUUGUAUGCCUUUCCAAGAUUUGCCCGCUUGUGGAAGAGCAUCUCUACCUUGUCACAACACCUCGCCCGCUUCUCCUGGCGAGUGGUCAUCAUCAGUAUCUGGCUAUCCUCCGACGUCAGGCUAUAUCCAUUCGCAGCAUCCUGGAGAUCAGCCCUUUGAUAGGGUCUGCACUCCAAUGUCGGCACAAGAGCUCCCUCUUCAGCACCCAGACAUACACACUCCCUACACGGCGAGCUUUCAUCCCGAAUCAGACGUUGACAUGCCGACUGCCUACAACCUUUCUGUGUCUUCUCACGCGAUGCCAGAACUAUCUGCUGUUCCUGCCUCUUCGAGUGCUGGAUCGCCAGACGGCUUGCAAGCAGAAACUCCUGCUUCCUUCAUUUCGCCCAAGGUCGAGCACAUUGACGGCCAGGAUGCGGAAUUCAUGGAGUCGAUCCUUGCCGCUCCCCGAGCUGACGAGCCCAUGACAAUGAGCAGUGCCCGGCCUGACGACAAGGCCGAUGAGCCCUACGCCAAGCUCAUCUACAAGGCCCUGAUGGGCCAACCGGAUUAUACCAUGACCCUGCAAGAGCUCUACCAAUGGUUCCGAGACCACACUAGCAAGGCCAAGAACGAAAGGGGCGGAUGGCAGAACAGCAUCCGUCAUAACCUUAGCAUGAAUGCCGCAUUCAAAAGACGCGAUCGCAAGCGCGUUGAGGAUACCGCCCCUUUGGCGUGCGCAGAAGGCGAGGCCUUAUUGGCAGGCGAGGCAAAGCGAGCGAACGAAUGGAUCCUGGAAGACUGGGCCGUCCGCGAUGGGGUGCAGAGCACGACCAGAUACCGCAAAGGGAACUCUGGGCGCCGCGCGAGCAGACGCAGCUCAAGCCAUCUAGACAUGGGAAUGGAGCGGCGGCUCAACCAACGCAACAGCACCGUCAGGGCCUUGUCUGGCCAGAAGGGCGGAUGCGCGGCUAGAAACUCGCGUAUUCGGGGCCAUCUGUACGGCCACGAGCUGCCGCUGGCCAGUGGCCGCCAGUAUCGGCUCGUUGACAGCGGCCUGGGCUCGCCCCCAGCUCCCAUGGCCGAUCCCUUCUAUUCCAUGCCCAUUGCAAUCCCACGGAUCGACCCGGCGGCCAUCCAGACCCCCAUGGUGCAAGGGCACAGCAAUAGCGCGGAUUUUGGCACCGCAGCCACCGCCGCCACAGAGCUCUUUGGGCUGCAGAUGGCAGGACCGCGGAUGGACCAACAGGUGGCUGGCGGAGGCAAUGGUCACGGCGGCAUUCAUGUGGUUUCAUACAUGGGCCAACAGGAGCAGAUGUACCUGGAGCCGUCGCCCGCAGAGUUUCCAUAUGGCAUUGCAGAUGUCCAACUAGACUACGCCGGUGACCACGCCAAUAUCAACGUUCCUGAGCAGAUCCGGCGCCAUAACACCAUCAUCGGCACUCCGAGGAUCGGCUGGACCAGCCCUAACGGCGUCUAG
Trichoderma atroviride IMI 206040 is the source of this 1827-nucleotide messenger RNA. RefSeq lists its product as uncharacterized. Lineage: Eukaryota; Fungi; Ascomycota; Sordariomycetes; Hypocreales; Hypocreaceae. Gene Ontology annotation, biological process: regulation of transcription by RNA polymerase II. The record is from RefSeq and is a predicted model, not a curated record. Gene Ontology annotation, cellular component: nucleus. Gene Ontology annotation, molecular function: RNA polymerase II cis-regulatory region sequence-specific DNA binding; DNA-binding transcription factor activity, RNA polymerase II-specific.